AUGAUUGACCAGCAACUGCCUGAGGGAUGGGAGCCGGUGGCGAUGGAAAAUGGCCAGGUCUACUAUUACAGCAAGGCGUUGGACCGGACCCAGUGGGAACGGCCGACAUCAGCGAACGCUAGUAGCACGGCAAGCACUACUCCCAAUGGUGCGAUGAGUAGUUCGCUGGGUGUGGACCUGGAGUCGCAGCAGAAGUUGGGCACGCGGUUGGCGAGUGCUUAUUGCGACAUUUCAGACGUAGAGCUGCAGAGCCGUUUGCUGUGCCCACUGACCCCCCACCAAGCUCUCAUGGGUGCCAGCGACACAGCCCUCGCAGACCUCAUGGAACGUCCCGACUUCAUCGGCCCCUUCUGGGUCUGUGUUACCGUCGGGCUUACUGCCUUCGCAUCUAACCAUAUCGAACAAUGGCUCUACAGCAGAGACGUCGUACACACCUACGUGGGUACGCUCCCCUUCGCCUGGUGCCUGCUCAUAUUCUGGUGCGUCAUCUCCCCCCUCGUGCUCCGAUACCUCUACCACUCCGCGAACCAAAAUUCGAACGAUUUCAACUUGCCCGUCGGGCUAUUUAAACUUGACUCGCUCAUUUGCGCCUACGGCUACUCACUCGUUACUGCCAUACCCGCUCUGCUGCUAGCCUCCGCACCCUCAGUCGUGCUCCGGAUUACCUUCCUACUCGCCUCCAUGCUCUGUGGACUGGCCUUCCUAACAGCUUGCCUCAAAAAGUAA
Gregarina niphandrodes is the source of this 726-nucleotide messenger RNA. RefSeq names its product WW domain protein. The transcript has a single exon. Gene Ontology annotation, biological process: vesicle-mediated transport. Lineage: Eukaryota; Apicomplexa; Conoidasida; Eugregarinorida; Gregarinidae. The record is from RefSeq and is a predicted model, not a curated record. Bases 1 to 726 code for a protein of 241 amino acids. Gene Ontology annotation, cellular component: Golgi apparatus. Gene Ontology annotation, molecular function: small GTPase binding.